UGUCUCUUCUCAGCCUAAGGCUAUGUCGUAAAUCGUCUUUGUGUCCUCUCAAAUGAUUGGCAUGUUAUGAUUUUUAUUAGCUAGCCGUCCACUAGUAGUACCCGCUAUCUUGUUGAAAACGCCGGAUAGCAAGCCGAACAGCAUAAAACUUUACUGCUGUCCACAGCGCUCUCUGGUAUUCAUUAGAAGAAGUGCUUCCAAUGUGUGUGAAGUAGGAUGCUUACAACCUUGAUAUACGUGAGUAUACCUCACUGGGUUUCAAGUAGAAUUCAUGAAAAUCACCAAUAGAUACGUAAUAGCUUUGGGUUACAGAAGGCGUGCGAGGGAAAGUCUACGCGUGCUGUAAGGAGGGAAGAACGGGCGGCUGUCGGCGAUGCAUUCGCCGAACAGCUCGAGCUUCGGAGGCAGCAAGCUUGUCAGGCCUAAUGUUGUAGUUCCGGUGGCUUCUGGUGAUGCGGAUCAGGAAGCCGCGGAGGGAGGCGCAUCACCCUUCGCAUCCACGCGGCAGGGGUAUUCUGCGAAUGGAAAACAGCUUCCAACGGGCGACACAGGGGAGGGCUCCUCGCCAACUGCUUUCACCUAUGACGAUGGGCCAGUGGAACAAAGGACAAGGAGCGAUGCAUCCAACUAUGGCAAGCAGCAAAGCAAGCUGACGGCCCAUCUCGUGGCCAAGUCGAUACGUCGUCCAUCACAUUUAAAGACGUCUCUGUCACAACAAAUUGAGGAUCAGGGGUCGAAUGAGGAAGCUGGGCCCUGGGGAGCAUUGCAGGAGAACGCAGAGCCGCCCAGUCGUUGGGCGAGAGUCAAGCAGCGCCUGCUGCGGCUUCGACAUUCGCUGCUGAUCCGCCCCAGCAGUGUCAGGCUGCAGUACUGGUUCUAUCUCAACGUUACCAUGGCGUUGCUGAGUGGCUGGGUGAUUCCCUACCAUUUCGCCUUUAAGGAGGCUGGCGGUACACUCCAGCCCUAUACUGACUGGCUAGCAUUUAUUGAGUACUUCAGUACGGCAAUCUUUUUUCUUGACUUCCUGGCCAAGUUUAAUUUGGCGUACGUGGACCCGGAGUCGGGUGAUCUCGUCACCAACCGGCCCUCCAUCGCACGCAAUUACGUCAAAAGCUGGCAGUUUGCUAUGGAUUUGGCGGGCUGGUUUCCCCUGGACUGGAUCUUAAUAGAGUCAGCGGAGGCUCGUGGCACCGACGACCGCACACUGACGGGUCUAGCUUGGCUGAAGUUGCUACACCUGGCGCGGCUCUACCGUGUCUUCGAGCUCUUUUCGGACCUGGACUACCGCAUGGUGUUUUCCCAGGGCACGCUGAUGCUUACGCGCAACUACACCUACGUCUUCUACACCACACACUGGGCCUCCUGCAUGAUGUACCACAUCGCCCACCAGGAGGGUUUCUCACCAGAGUCCUGGGUGGGGCGCAACCGGGAGCGCUUCGUGGGGCACCCCGACUACGAAAAGUACCUGUUGUCCCUGUACCUCAGCGUCAGCGUGUUUACCGGACUGGGAGAUGGGGCGCUGUUUGCAUCCACGGUGGGCGAGGCGGCGUUCAUGGUGAUCUACCUCCUGUUCAACCUCUUCCUGGGCGCCUACAUUUUGGGCACGGUCACCAUGCUGGUGGUGAAGGGCGAUGAGCGCAGCAAGCAGUUCCGCGAGCGCAUGAGCAGCCUCAACGAGUUCAGCCAAACAAACGACCUGCCGGAGCGCCUGCAUUCCGCCAUGCAGGAACACCUGGAGGUCACCUUCAACACCGAACAGGUGGACGACGAGCACGUGCUGGGCAUCUACCCCGCCACCAUCCGCCGCAAGGUGCUGCGCCACCUCUACCUGCAAUCCGUCCGCAGCUGCUACCUGUUCAAGGGCUGCAAGCAGCGCUUCCUGGACGCGCUGCUCACCGCUGCUCGCGUGGAGCUGUUCAUGCCGGGGGUUCAGAUCAUGGUUGAAGGGGACAACGUGACGGAGUUGAACAUCAUCGUGUCUGGAGAUGUGAUGGUGGCGGAAGCGGGCAUCAACCUGAGUGCGGCGUUCAGCCAGUAUGCGACCGAGGCCUCGGCGCAUGCUGUGGGGGGUCGCACCUGGGCGAGCAGUGAUGGUAGUGUGAAUCGAGGCAGCGUGAGCCUGACCAAGGCGGCUAGCUUGAGCCGUUCCGCAAGUGCCCGGACGAUGAGCGCAGGAAGCAUGAAAGGAGCAGACGCGUCCAUCCACAGCGCCUUCACCGAGAUGGCGGCGGGCAAGCAGGUGAUGAACAGGUCCAGCAGCGAUGCGCUGGCGGAGGUGCCCUUCUUCACAGAUGUGCCCUCCAACGAAACCAUCGUGUCGCAGAGCGUGCUGCGCGUGCUGAGCCUCCCCAAGCACUCCUGGGAGCUGCUGAUGCAGCAGUUCCCGCAGCAAACGCGGCUGGUGCUGACCAACCUGCAGAGCCUCACAGAGCUAGACAUGGCGCAGGAGGUACACGAGGUGUGCGACGCCUCGGGCAUGACUGAGGAGGAGCUGAAGGUCGCGUUGCAACAUGUGCGGGACAAGAACGGCGCGGGGUCGCCGCUAGUCACCCGGCUAAGAGAGUCGCUGACUCAGUCCCAGAUCGACCAUGUCCUGCGGCUGGACGACGUACGUGCCGUAGUGCGAGCGCACGUGCGCAAGGUGGACCAGAUCCGCACCUUUGAGUUCCUAGGCUGUGCCUCUGACGGCGACGUGGAGACGCUGCGCAACAUGCUGAACCAGGGCAUGAGCCCCAACUCGGCGGACUAUGACGGGCGCACGGGGCUGAUGCUGGCAGCCUCGGGAGGCCAUGAGGCUGUGGUGCGGCUGCUGCUAGACAGCGGGGCAAAGAGCGACCAACUUGACGCGUUCGGCAACUCGGCCAUGUGUGAGGCCGUCAAGAACUCCCACGACAAUGUCAUCGACCUGCUGCUCAGCUACGGCGCAUCGCUGGGAAUGGACGCCAUGGCCGUCGCAAGUGUCAUGUGUACGGCGGUGUUCGAGGGCGACCUGGUCAAGCUGCGCCGGCUGCUGCGCUCCGGUGCGCCGCCGGACGCCUGCGACUACGACCGCCGCUCAGCGCUGCACAUUGCCGGCGCGGAGGGCAACCUGGCUGCGGUGAAGCUUCUGGUUGAGGAGGGCGGUGCCGACCCUAACUUUCAGGACCGCUGGGGCAACACGGCACUUGAUGAGGCACGCAGAGUGGGCGCCGCACCUGUGGUAGCGUACUUGGAAGGGCUGAUGGGGAACGAGCAGCUGGCUGGCUCGGGUCAGAGGUACCGGCAACAGCUGGCCACGGACUUCCUGGCAGCCUGUGGCACGGGGGAUGCGGAGCGAGCGCGGUUCAUCCUGCACCAUGGCUCCCCUGGAUGCGUGUUCUCCGGCCUGGUGCUGGCAGCGUCGAAAGGGCAUAGGUCUGUUGUGGACACGCUGGUAGUGUGGAUGCCCGCGGACCUGCUGCUCUCCGACGGCCACGUGGCGCUUGUUGAGGCGGCACGCAUGGGCCAUUCCGCUGUUGUGCUGACGCUCCGCUCAGGCGGCGUGACGCUGCCCGACCCACGGGACGCGACGCUGCUGACGCACCUGCGCAACGCAGUCAAUACCGUGGAGCUGCGCAUCGUGGCGGCGCUGCUGGCGGCGGGGGUGGACGCGACGGGGGCGGUGAACGCGGGAGGCAGUCUGCUGCACCCGGCGGCGAUGAAGGGCUCCCUGGAGCUGGUGCGCCGCCUAGUGGAGGACGGCUGUGUGCGGCCUGAUGCUGAGGACUCCACCGGCAAGUCCGCUGCCGUGGCCGCGGAGGCCGUAAAGCAACCCCACGUGGUCGACUAUCUGCGCUGGGCCGCCACCUUCAUCUCCUCGCCAGCUGCCACGCAGCAGGGGCUGGUGGCAGCGGCUGCCGCACGGUUUGGAGCUCUGCCGGACUACAGCUCGCCGCACUCCGAGGCGGAUGGAGGCCACAAAGGGGGAGACAGCGUGACACCGCCCAAGACACCCAUGUCUGAGGUCUUCGAGGACGAUGUACCGCAGCUGAUUGCCCACAUGACGCCCCUGCCCGAGCCGCCUGGCAUGGGCGGCCUGCACCUCCACCAUGGCGGCGCCACCCACACACCCGAGCCGCUGGUCCACAACUCCUCCAUGCCCAAGCUGGGCAGCAUGGGCUCGCUGCCCCGGAAUAUUACCGAUCAUGUCCAGCAUCCGCAUUUGCAGCAGCUGCUGGCGGACGCCAAAGCGCAUCGCCACGCCAGCCUGACCGGCUUCCUGCACAGUCACAUGCCGGUUCCAGGCGAGGAGGCCAGCGGCGGCACCAGCGGCGGCACCCACCACAAGUCCAGCAUCUCGGGUUACAUGGGCGGAAGUGCGCACUACAACCUCUCCAGUCUGGGCCAUGCUGGCAGCAGCGCGCACCACCACUUCCCCGGCGGCAGCGCUCACUUCCCCCACAUGCCACAAGUGGGCCACAUGGCAGGCGGCGGCAGCAACCACGGCAGCGCACGCUACAUGCUACCUGCUGCCGGGGGCGGUUACUCGGGCGGCAGCGCCCGCUUCCGCCUGCCGGCUAGCACCAGCAACCUAGGCAGCGCUGCUUACCGGCUGAUGAGCAACCUGGACGUGGGCGGUAGACCUGCUGCUGUGGCCGCUGCUGGCAGCGGUGGCUCGAUGCAGCACAUGACGCACCCGCGCGUUCCUUCCAACCUAAACCCUAAAACACAUCAAGAGACGGAGCGUGUUGUGACGGCAGGGGAUGCCGCGGGCGCGGAUGACGAUCCGGCUCCACCGCCGCCGCCGCUACAGGCAGCAGCGGUGGCGGCGCCGCCGGCACGGACGGGCAGCGGCACGCCACCUCGCAAGCAGGGAAGUGACGUGGCACUGGCGGCGCAUGCAGCACCGAAGCUGCAGGAGCCGCAGCCACAACCACAGCCGCAGCAGCGGUUCAAUGGCGAUGGGAACUCUCCGCAACGGUCGUCAGCUGCGGCCGCCGGGAUGGUGGGAGACGGCAGCUCGCUAUCCAAUGUGCCCAAUGGAGGUCGGGUUGCCGCUGUCCCCACGGUGCCACCUACUGACGGACAACAGCAACAGCAAACCGGCAGUGUUGCCAGCGGUGCCGCUGUGUUGAACCCCGCUGCCGCAAGCAGUAGCGGCGUCUACAGCAGCAACAACAACAAUAAUCCCAGCAACAAUCCCAGUAACAAUCCCAGCCGCAGCCACCGCGGUGCUCCUGAGACGAAGCCGAAUGCCGCGUUGACUGAUGACGUGGACGCACUGGAAUCCUACCUGUCAAUGACACCGCGGCCAUUGCCCGAUCCCACGGAACCUUCGCAAACCAUGGGCGGGGGCGGCACAAAGGGCGGGAGCACCUCAAGUGCUGCUGCUGCGGCAGGUCACGUUCAACAAGCAAUUAGCAAUCCUCCUACUGGCAGAGCUAGGGACCGACAGUCCCGAACCAGCCUUGAAAGCGAUCUUAUUGCCCUGUCCCCUUAUGCGAAGCGGUAAGCGUGUCGGUGAGAAGCGUUCUGUUGGUUUUUAUAAAAAAAAAUUCUUCCAAACCUACUUGUUGGGAGUUGCUAGGUCCUUAGGGUCUGUUAUUCACGGGAGUCUAUAGGGAGCAGGCUUGGCUGGGUAAGAUGGCUGUACUAGCGACAAUAGAUGGUGGUUCGUCAUAUCAUUUCAUGGCGGCGGCGGUGAUGGUCAAGAUGACGUAAUCUUCACUGGUGCUAUUUCAGAUCUAUACUCUCAGCGGCAGGUCACUCCGCAGCUUGCUUCUAGCUGUCGGCAGGCUUGGCAAGCUCGAAUUCAGUCACCUCGAUUGGUUGUGACCAUUUAUCGUUUUCGCUUGUGGAGCUGGGGCAAUGUCUAGGCCGGCUACCACUGCGCUAUUGCCUGCGCUUUCAAGGCCACCAUGAGAUGAAGAAAUGGGGUUUGCUGGACUCUUUCGCAAAUCCGAAGUGCACGCACGCCCCGUGUUGCUAAUAACUCUAAUGCCGUUGAAGGGAGGUUCGUUAGAGAAGGAAGCAAGGACAUGCUGUGAUGCGUUUGCGGUGGGUGGCGAGCACUGUAAGAACUGUUGCUGUCGCCCUUUGCAUGAGUGACUCGGUGAGGAGGUCUGGUGCUGGGUACCGGUAUUGAAUGCGUGGGAGCAUCAGUGUUUGGCCGGGUGUCAACAUGUAUGCGGCGCUGUGAUCAGUAGGCGUCUACGCAUGACCUAUGUGUUUACGGUGCCGUGUGGGCUGGGCAACACAUGUGUGUGGUAUGUCCCAUCCAACACGCGGUGUAUGUUAAUCACAAACUGGCCGCGGUGUGCGUCUAAGUGAAUUGUGACGUCUUACACUUAAUGUGUGCAAUGACGUGCAGGUAGCUAAAUGCUGGCAACAGUGUCUACCUGUGCUCGUAAGGUUGAGUGAUGACGAGGUUUGUACUACAACCGUGCCUGCCUGCUCUUCUUGUUGUCGUUUCGAUAUUGUUGCAAGGAUUAGCGAUGUAAGUUAACGGCGUAUGCGACUGAAAACUCAAUUCUUGCAUGUUCUUGUAUGUGCGGAAAGAUACACAACAUGACGGGAGGCUGUGAUGUUUUCGUCAGGUUUUGUCCGCUAUCUGUCGCAGUUUUGCCGUAGGGAGUCAAGCAAUGAACCAAGGGUUCUGUUCUGGACUAUGCCGUAACGCGAUUAAUUGUCUGUGGUCUGUGGCACCAAGCGUGUCUUGCUUUGCAUUGCCUUGGGAGAUCAACACUUGGCAAUCUCUGCGUGGUCUGUGAUUAGAUGUGGUUUAGGGUUUUGCCGUGCAAUGCAGCUGUGUGGAAAGCUGUACGGAGGGCUAGAUCCCCGCGAGCAUCUUUCUUUUUCUCCUGUUAGUUUUCCUUGGGAAAGUGUGCUCAUGCCUUCGGCAUAUAUACGACGAUUUGUAGCCAAAGAUAACUUCCAGGUACAAUUGCGCAUGGGACUUUUGUUAGCAUGCCCAUUACGCCCUUCUCAGUAACUGUGGCGGGACAGUUGUAAGGACGCUUAGGCGGUAAUUGGAUUAUUAGGUUUGUUACUUAGUGCUGGUAGGCUGGUACGUUUUAACUUGUAAGACCAC
Astrephomene gubernaculifera is the source of this 7048-nucleotide messenger RNA. The record is from the annotation of a GenBank genome assembly. Lineage: Eukaryota; Viridiplantae; Chlorophyta; Chlorophyceae; Chlamydomonadales; Astrephomenaceae.